Gamsiella multidivaricata is the source of this 1761-nucleotide messenger RNA. RefSeq lists its product as uncharacterized. The transcript is spliced from 3 exons. Gene Ontology annotation, molecular function: transcription coregulator activity; RNA polymerase binding. NCBI's taxonomy places the organism in Eukaryota, Fungi, Mortierellomycota, Mortierellomycetes, Mortierellales, Mortierellaceae. The record is from RefSeq and is a predicted model, not a curated record. Gene Ontology annotation, cellular component: nucleus. The coding region runs from base 1 to 1761 and encodes 586 amino acids.
AUGAAUCCGCAUCCAGGAGGACCACCGGGACCACCAUUUUUCAACGUACAUCCGGGCGGACCGCCAGGGGGACCGAUGCCAGGAGGACCAAUGGCUGGACCACUCGGAGUAGCUUUCGGACCAGUUCCACCAUUCCAUCCCCCCAACUGGCUACCUUCAGGAUGGACUGAACACAAGGCACCGGAUGGCAUGUCCUAUUUCUACAAUGCUACCACAGGAACGAGUUCAUGGGUUCGACCUACGAUGCUUCCUCCAGGAGGCCCAGGGAUCGCACCACCUCCGCCGCCCCCAGGAGUAUCACAACCACCGCCCGGUGUGCCAGGAUAUGUAAAUCAACAGCCUUUGCAUCCCCCAGGAGUAGUUCCACCACCCUUCACAGCUACUGUAACGAAGGAAGAGCUAGGGAAGGGCAAGAAAUCGAAGAAAGUCAAGAAGGAGAAGGCGAUAAAAAAAACACAAGUGUUGGAAUCGCCUUGGUUCAUCGUCGUGACAAAUCUGGAAAACACAUUUUUCUUCAACAAGGAGACCAAGGUUUCGAUUUGGGUACCCACGCCAGAAUUGGAGAUCAUACUAGCAAAGAUGGGUCAGGUUGAGACGGAAAAAUUGGAGGCGGAAAGAAAGGCCAAAGAGGAAGAGGAACAGGCACGUCUGCAGGCACUCAAACGCACCCACGAGGGCGACAGCGGUCAGGACUCUGAUAAGCGAUCAAAGAGCGAAGCCAAUACCAACCAGGGAACAGAAAUGACGGAGGACGAUGUGGCCUGGCAAUUGGCCGCUAUGGAAGGUAUGAUGGAUGAUCAGGACCAAGACCAAGAUCAGGAUAUGCAGAGCCAAGAUGAUGACGAAGAUGAUGACGAAGAUGACAAUGAGGCCGUGCGGGCACGAUUGCGCAUGCUUCAGGGAUCAUCGUCAUCUGGCUCGCAACCUGGCAAAACCGCGCCAGUACCAACGCUUGAUAUCUCUCCAGACAACGUCCAGGAGCGGGAGAUGGCUUUCAUCGAUAUGAUGCGCGACCGUGGAGUUACACAGUUCGAUAUCUGGGAAAAGGCGAUGGCCAAGAUCGAGCUCGACCCUCGUAUAUACCUGAUCCCGGACAAGAAGCAGCGGCAAGAGUUGUUCGAAAGCUUUUGUGUGAUUCGAGCACGAGAAAUCAAGGAAGCGAAGGAAAAGGAGAACAAGGAAAAGGAAGACAACGAGAAGGAGAACAGGGACGAUGGGGAUCGGAGGGAUAAGGAUAGGCGGCCUCGGGAGUCCAAAUCUUACUCGACCCCCUCUUCCUCCUCGACUUCAUCCAAACCCGAGGAUGUGUACAGGAAACUGGUUGAGGAUUAUACCACAAAGACAUCGACCUGGCUGGAUUUCAUGACGAAAUACAGGGUCGACCCGCGCUUCCUGGGACUCAAGCCUGGUUCGCUGCGAGAGUCGAUCUUCCGGCAAUACCUCUCGGAUUUAAAGAAGGGUAUUAUUCAGCCGAAGAGCAAGUCGCAUUCCUCGGACAGGAACAAGCGCUCGUCCUCAUCUUCGCGGUCUUCAUCUAAGAAAUACAAGGCAACCGAGGACGAAAUUGGUGAAUUUAUGAGCCUGCUGAAAGAGACGAAGAAGGAUAUUCUGCACGAGCACAAGCAUUCUUCUUCGGUAGAAUGGCGCAAGAUCAAGAAGCUGAUUGACCGCGAUCGGCGGUAUGAUGCUGUGGGGUCCUCGACAGAGCGGGAGCUGUUGUUCAGAGAGUAUGCAGAUCGGGUGAUCCAACGGCGGGACUAA